This is a messenger RNA of Cavenderia fasciculata, 5682 nucleotides long. RefSeq lists its product as uncharacterized. NCBI's taxonomy places the organism in Eukaryota, Evosea, Eumycetozoa, Acytosteliales, Cavenderiaceae. The record is from RefSeq and is a predicted model, not a curated record. The transcript is spliced from 6 exons. The coding region runs from base 1 to 5682 and encodes 1893 amino acids.
AUGGAUACAGAUGACAAUCAACAUAUUAUAAAGAUUCAAUCUUUAGAAGAAGAGAUUGAAUCACACAAGAAACAAAAGAGACAGAAACAGAUUCAAAUGGAUAAUAUGCUAGAACACUUGAAUCAAUCUCAAAAGGAAGUUAAAUCAAUCAAUCAAGAGAAAGAUCAAUUGAUUUCAGAGUUGAAACAAUUAGAUAAUAAAUAUAAAACAUGUCAAAGAGAAUUAAAUACAUCACAAGAUAAUAUAAGAAAGUUGAAAUUGAAUGCAGACAAUCUCAAAGCAUCAUUGGAACAAUCUAAAAAGGAACUAUUAAAUAAUAGUAAUAAUAAUGUACAUAAUAACUCAACCAAAGAGAUGGAAUUGGAAAUAGAUCGACUCAAUCUUAAAAUCUCUACCUAUGAAUCUGAAAGAUCAAAAUUAUUAUUAGAAAAGGAUAAUUUAUUAUUGAAAAUACAAUCUUUAGAGUUGCAAUCCAAUUCAUCAACCAAAGAUAUAGAUACAUUACAAUUACAAUUUAAUCAAUUGUUACAAGAGAAAUCAAAAUAUGAAGAUGAGGUAACUCUUUUAAAAUCAACUACAAAGAAUGAUAAAAUUGCAAUGGAAAACAAACAAACUUUAAUAGUCAAUUUACGUGAAAAAGUUGAAAGAUUGGAAAAAGAAUUAUAUCAAAAAUUAGAUGAAAUUACCAAUAUUGAAAGUGAACAUAGUUCAAUGAUGAAUAUUCAUUCUGAAGAGGUUAGUACCUCGAAUUCAAUCAUUUCACACUUGGAACAACAAAUUAGCCAAUUCAAUGAAGACUUGGAAAAGAAGUCAUCGACCAUUGAACAACUCGAACAAUUGGCAUUGGAACUUCAAGAUGUCAUCGAUCAAUACGAAUCAAAAUUAAAACAAGAACAAGAAUCUUCACUUUUAGAAAUGAAUAAUCUUAAAUCUUCAAUUCGUCAACUGGAAAAUUUAAAUAAUACUUUGAAAUUGAAUUUUGAAAAAGAAAUGUUGAAUCAUCAAAAUGUUGGACAAGAGUUGAACCAAGAAUUAAAUGAAAAGAUUGAUGGUUUGGAACAAAAGAUGGCGGAAUACAAGAAUCAAUUAGAGAAAAAGAUCGAGGUGUGUCAAUCGUUGCAAGAACAAUUGGAUGCGGGUAAAAAGGAGAUCCAAGCGUUGCAAGAAGAGAUGUCGGUCACUUCAAACAAAUACAAUGACCAAUUGGACAGCCAAGAGAUGGAAAUGAGAGAGUUGAGGGAAUCAAUUGGACAAUGGAAAUUAAAGUUUGAAAAUGUAGAGGUGGUUGCCAAAGAGAGAAAGGAAAGAAUCGAGACUGUAGAGAAAGAGUUGGAAACUGUACAAGAUGAAUUGGUGACUGUCGUCGAGAGACAUAGAGACGGUGUGGAGCAGUUGGCCAAGUCGGUUGAAAAGAUUGAUUUGUUGAACAAACAAUUGGAGGCUGUCAAGGUGCAGAGAGGACAGGUUGGCAGUGACCUGGAAGAGAUGAAGAAGCGCGUAGAUGACACUCUGGAACAACUGGAUGUAUCGCAAAAGGAAUGUCAAGAGUUGAGAGACGCAAAGACCGAGGUGGAGCUGGUGGCCGAGGAAAAGUACCAAGAAACAACUGCCAAGAUGCGCAAAGAGUUGCAAGAGAUCUCUGUACGUGCCAACGAGAUGGAUCGUGACAAUCAACAACUCCUAAAUACAGUUGAAGAGUUGCGAGAGGAGUUGGAGCAAGUCACCAAGAUGGGAGAGGACAGCCAGGCCGAGUUGGAGGAACGUACCUCUGCACUCAUCAAGUCACUCGAGUCUGACCUAGACACUGCAACCGUCUCGUUGAAAGAGAGUGUCGAGCAGGUUGCUCAACUGUCCAAACGACUCGAAGAGAGUGUCGGCGAGGUUGAGUCAUGUCUCGAGGAAAUCACACGGCUCCAAGAGACCGUCCAACAGGGUCAAGACAAAGUAGAAGAGUUUGAAAGAUACAUCAACGAGAUUGAAAUGGUUGCCAAGGAAGCGAUCGAUGCUCGCGAGCUUGACGCACACCGUAUCACCGAGCUCGACUCUGAGCUGGAUAUCCGAAACAAGAUGAUUGCCGAGUUUGAAAGUGUGUGUGACGAGCAGCAAGAGCGUAUCACUUCACUUGAAACAUUGGUGCAAGAGGAACGGUUGGCAGGCCAGGACACAGACGCCAAGUACCAAGCCAAUGUCCAGCUAUUUGCCGAGCUGCAAGAGGAACUCGGUCAGUUGCAGCAAGAGUUGGAAACCAAUGCAGAGGAGAGGGAUGAGCAGACUGUCAAGAUUAGUCAGCUCCAGACAACGAUCACAUCGCUUGAAUCAGACUUGUCCGCGGCUGUUUCCAACCACACCCAAUCUGCCAAACGGGUCGUCGAGUUGACCGAGGAGAUAGCAGGGUUACAAGAAGAGUUGAAUGUUGAAAAGACAACAACUCAACUUGAAUUGGUUGAGAGUAGACAAAAGAUGACCGUAGAGUUGGAAGAGACAGUUAGAAAGGUUGAAAGAAAGAAUGAAGAUUUGGAGAAACUAAAGAUGGACUUGGAAACUGUGACCAUUCAACACGACCAACUUGCUCAACAUGUUGAGGUACUCACUGAUCAACUGGCAGUUGGAAGGGAAGAGUUGGCAGUUGCAUUAAAGAGAAUAGAGAGUGGACAGAAAGAGACGGAUCAAUUAAAGGGUGAAUUGGAGCACACUUUGAAACAACUAGAGUUGGCAACCGAGGAAAAGGAUGAGUUGGUUGCACGUCAACAAGACUCGCAGGACGAGUUGACUGUCAAGAUGGGUCGAUUGGAUCAAGAGCUUGGCAUGGCACGCACCGAGCUCGCAUCGUAUGCCGGCGCUGUCGAACGUCUCACAGCGGCCAACCAACAGACCACUUUGGAAAAAGAGUCGUUGGAACGUGAGAUGACCGAGUUGAUCGACUCGUAUGCACACGACACUGAAUCACACAGCACUCAAAUAGAACAAUUUAAAAAUGAUAUACAUGAACGCGAACAAUUGAUACACGAGUUUGAACAAGAGAUGUCAAGGUUACAAGAGACUGUUGGAGACCGUGAAAAGGAACUUGAAGAGAUGCGUGCCAUGGUGGAAGAGUAUGACAGUCAAGUCGAACAUUUGCAAGCACAAAACAGACACCUCGAGUCGAGUGUUCAUGACCAUCAACACUUGUUGUCCGAGUUGGAAAGAGAGUUGGAAAAGACAGUCGCAGACACCCAAAAUGCAUCAGAGCAAGAGUCUGCUGAAAUGGACGAGUUACGUGCUCAACUUGCACAUGCCGAUGACGCUGUACAGACCAACCUAGACACAAUCAACAAGUUGACCGAAAAGAUGAAUCGUCGUGACUCUGAACUCGCCGAAUUGCAAGGUCAACUCGACAAACACCAUUCUAUCGACUUGGAAAAGACUGAAGAGAUGACUGAAACCACCUUGCGAUUAGAGCAGGCUGCUAUGACCAUUCAAGACAAUCAACAGACUAUUAAAACACUAGAGUCACUCGUCCAACAACAUACUCGACAAACCGAGUCAUUGCAACUACAAUUCAACCAACUUUUAAAAGAAUCAAUUGAAAAGGAUGGUAUGAUGGAACAAUCAACAAGCCAGUUAGAGGAGGUUAAAUUAAACUUGGAGAAAUCAAGAUUAGAAAAGGAGACGGUUGAAAGAGAGUUAAAGGGUAAAUUGGAAACACUUGAACAAUUUGAAAUGAAAUUGACUCGUGAAAAAGAAACUCUUGUUAAAACUCAAUUGGAAAUGGAGAAAGUACAAUCAGAGUCAUUGGAAAAGGAUGGAAUGUUGAAUGAAACCAAUGUUAAACUUGCACAAGCUAAUGUCAGUCUUGGAGAACAGGCUGAUCGAAUUGCUAAACUCACCCGUACAAUAGAGUCUGUUGAAAUGGAUGAAUCUCAACUUCAAUCAAGACUGGAAGAGUUGAUGGCCGAGUUGCAAGAUGAAAAGUUGGUACAUCAAAAACACAUCUCUCAAAUUGAAAGUGACGCAGUUAGUCGUGACCAAGUGUACAAGGAAAAGAUUGUACAAGUAGAGUACGAGCUUGGAUCAUUGAUGAAAGAGAUGGAAUGUCAAAAUGAAUUGAUCAAGGAAAAGGAAAAGAAUGCUACAGAGGUUUUGAUAACACUAGAGUGUAAAUUAGAAUUGAUCAAACAAUUGGAAGAAGAAAAGAAGCAGAGUGACAGUAUCAACUAUGAAAUGACCGAACAGUUGAAACAACAUGAUGAAACAAUCCAACAUUUACAAGGAGAGUUGGAAAGUGUUAAAUGUAAAGUUGAACAAAGUCAUUGCCAAUUGGAACAAAAGACAACAGAUACAAAUGGCCAAAUUAAAAAGUAUCAAUCUAUCAUUGAAGAGAUGCAAUUGACUAUUGAUCAGCUUAACAGUCGUGUUCAAUCGGUUGAAUGUGAUCGACAAGAUAUGUCUACUCAAUUGAUUGAAUCAAAUCAAGAGGUCAACGAUCAAAAGUUACUUGUCAAGGAAUCAAAAGAUGAAAAUACAAAACUUGUUGUGAAAAUACAAGAGUGCAUGGAAAUGAACAAUCUCGCCAAUGCCAAGACAAAUCAAUUGACUUUGGAAUUGGACCAACUUAGAGAAAAGAAUAACGGGUUGGAAGAGAGCAGUCAGAGUAUGGAAAAGAUAGUUGAAUCGUUGAAAGCAGAUUACGACGAUUUGAAAAAGAAAUUGGAUGAUUCACAAAGCACAGUUCAUAAACUCGAGUUUGAAAUGUUGACCAUGACAUCGGAUAUCCAAGGUUAUGUAACACAAACCAAACAACUUGAAUGUGAUUUGGAGACAUUACAAUCAACUCAAAGUCAAAGUACAAGUCAAAGAGUUAAAUUGGAUGAAGAAAUGGAUACACUUAAAAAGACGGUUGAUAUAUUGACAAGCGAAAAGAAAAGAGUGACGCUGACUUGGUCGAACAAAUUAUUAGAGUACCGUGCAAGAGAGAUGGAAUUAGAGGAGAUGGUUGAAAGUGAAAAACGUGCUCGUGACUCUGUAGACAGUGUAUCAAAAGAAGAGUCUGUUAAAGCAGCUGAAGACCGUCACUCUAUCAGUCGGUUGUCAAGUAGUGUACUCGAACACAAGGAAUCGAUUAAUCGUCUCAGUAACGAGAAUGAUAGAUUAAACAAAAUGUUUGAAUUGUCUAAAAAGCAACGUGCAGAGGUUGAAGAUAACCUGUCCAAGGAACGUGAAGCACAUUAUCAGACACAAACAAGACUGUCAGAGAUACAAGAAACAUCGGCGUUGUCAAGUGAACUCGAUCAAGCUAAAUUGGCCAACGAAGAACUCGAAGAUAAACUCUCUGAAAAGGAUGAAGAGAUUGACAAGUAUCUCAACAAGAUCGAACAGUUGUUGGCAAUUAACAAACAAAUUGAAAAGAAGUUAAAUGCUAUUGAAAAGGAAAGAGAAAAAGAAAAAGAGUCUCUUUCAUCAUCAACAUCUUCAUUGUCUUCAUCGUCUAAUACUACACCUCAACCAUCACAGCAACAACCAACCAGUCAAUUAGAAGAUAUUACCAAUUCACCUAAAGCAACCAACAACACCAACAAUGUAUCGCUAGUCAACAAACUCACCAAACCAACUCCAUUCCAAUUCAAGAGAAAGGCUACUGAACCAUCUUCAUCUUUGAAUAUAGCCUCAUCGGUCUCUCAGUUGAUUAAAAAGAAUAAGAUUUAA